AUGGUCCAUGUGCUGCUCACAGUGUCUUGGAUCGGCGCCGGGCAGGAUGGCCUGUGUGGGGGUCUGAGCCCUCUGUGCCUCCCAGGGCAGUACCUGUCCCUGGAGCAGGUGCGGGACUUGGUGCAGCCAUCCCCAGCCACGCUGAUGACAGUGCUGAAGUGGCUGCAAGACCAUGGAGUGGAGGACUGCCGGACUGUCACCACCCUCGACUUCCUGGAGUGUCACCUGCCUGCGAGUAUGGCUGAGCUCCUGCUCCCUGGGGCUGAGUUCCACCGGUAUGUGCAUGGCCAGCGCAGCCUGGUGCGGUCCCCACUGCCCUACACUGUCCCCCCGGAGCUGGCGGAGCACCUGGACUUUGUGGGUGGGAUGCACCGGUUCCCUGUGGAGCACACGGUCAGCAGAGCCGAGGCCAGGAAGGACGUGGGGUCAGCGGGAGCGUCGUUCCACCUGGGUGUGACGCCGGCCAUCCUGCGCCAGAGAUACAACAUGACAGGGGGGGACGUGGGGCUCCUGCCCAACAACAGCCAGGCCUGUGCACAGUUCCUGGAGCAGUACUUCCACCAGGCCGACCUGGCUGAGUUCAUGCAGCUCUUCGGCAGCAGCUUUGCCCACCGCACGCAAGUGGACCGGGUAGUGGGGCACCAGGGCCAUGGCAAGGCCGGGCUGGAGGCCAGCCUGGAUGUGGAGUACAUCAUGAGCACGGGUGCCAAUAUCUCCACCUGGGUCUUUAGCAAUGCAGGAAGGCAUGAGAGCCAGGAGCCCUUCCUGGCCUGGCUGCUGCUGCUCAGCAACAUGUCAGCGGUGCCGUGGGUGCACUCGGUGAGCUACGGGGAUGACGAGGACAGCCUGUCCCUCGCCUACAUGGAGCGCGUCAACGCCGAGUUCAUGAAGGCGGCGGCGCGCGGCCUCACUGUCCUGUUCGCCUCAGGUGACGACGGUGCCGGGUGCCGGCGGGUGCACAGUGGGAACCACACGUUCCGGCCCAGCUUCCCAGCCUCCAGCCCCUAUGUCACCACUGUGGGCGGCACAUCCUUCAAGAACCCCUUCCUGGUGACGGAGGAGGUGACGGAUUACAUCAGUGGGGGCGGCUUCAGCAACAUCUUCCCCAUGCCUGGGUACCAGGCUGCUGCCGUCGGGCGUUUCCUGCACUCAGCCUCGAAGCUGCCGCCCAGCUCGUACUACAACAGCAGUGGCCGCGCGUACCCCGACCUGGCCGCCCUCUCUGACAACUACUGGGUGGUGACAAACCGCAUCCCGCUGCCCUGGGUGUCGGGGACCUCGGCGUCCACGCCGGUGGUGGCGGGCAUGGUGGCGCUGAUCAACGACCGGCGGCUGCAGCGGGGCCUGGCGCCCCUCGGCUUCCUCAACCCCGCGCUCUACCAGCUGCAGGAGCGGGGCCUCGGUGCUGCCUUCUACGAUGUCACCCAGGGCUGCCACCUGUCUUGCCUGGACGGCACUGUGCAGGGCCAGGGCUUCUGCGCUGGCCCUGCCUGGGACCCUGUCACCGGCUGGGGCACCCCUAACUUCCCAAGCCUGCUGCGGGCGCUGCUGCUGCCCUGACCGGGACGCCAGGACACGGAGACUGGGACACUGGGACAGCGGGAUCGGGACACGGGGACUGGGACAGGAGGACAGGAACAGCAGAGCACCAAGAUCGGGACAUCGGCACUGGGACAGCGGCACACCGGGCCUGGGACACUGGGACAGCAGGAUCGGGA
Molecule: messenger RNA, 1718 nt
Organism: Manacus vitellinus (golden-collared manakin)
Lineage: Eukaryota; Metazoa; Chordata; Aves; Passeriformes; Pipridae
Gene: TPP1
Product: tripeptidyl peptidase 1
Exons: 11
Coding region: 1-1560 (519 amino acids)
Biological process (GO): proteolysis; central nervous system development
Molecular function (GO): serine-type endopeptidase activity; tripeptidyl-peptidase activity
Source: RefSeq, a predicted model, not a curated record